AUGGAAGACAAGCAACAAAACCCUCCUCCGAUUCAUCCAGUCAUCACCAUCUUCACAAAUUUAUUCAGUCUUCAGACCGGACGGCAGCCAGGACUGCAACCCAGCGUUACUGCUGUUCUCGCAGAUGACCAUCUUUCUUCCUCCUCCCCGCCACCCAAUACAGCUACGCCAGGGGAAGGGGGUGAGGAUGCUUUUGCUUCAAGCCUAGGACGGCGGCAGGACGUGGGAAGCCUCAGCCCCCGCGCUCACCGCGGGAUUCCGCCACCGCCCCCCCCGGCCGCGCGGCAGGCCGAGAGCGAUGACAAGGCUGAUAGCUCAAAUGAUGCUGGAGAAGCUAGUAAACCUGCAGAGAUGCCUACGCAGAGAAGAAAACGGAUCUCCACCAUGCCCAAUCUUGUCAAACCCAGAGCUGGACCUUCAUCUGCUCAGCGUUCAUCAAAACCGCAGAGGCGAGCAUCACAGGCUCCUGAUGGCACUGCUUCAUUUCAGAAGGAUUCCUCUCCAUCAGAGAAGAGUAAUGUUGAAAGCUCCUUAAAGUCUCCUAUGCUGCCCGAAAAGAAAACACCUGUGCCACAAGUGCCACAGUUUUCCCCACUAAAAAAAUCAGUGAACAAAGAGCAAACUGUAGGUGUAGCUGCUCAAAAAAAUGAUGAUACCUUGCAAAAGAAUGUACCCUCCCCACUCAAGGAGAGGCCAACACAGGAAAGAUCAGGAGCACAAGAGGAAAAGCUACCUACGAAACCUGUUCCCAUAAAAGAGAAACGGAUGUGUUCUGACCGUGAAAGGAUCCUCAAAGCUCGGAAGUUAAGAGAAAUGCUUAAAGAAGAGCUGAAGAAAGAGCGGAUGUUGAAACACAGGCCUCCAAUAAUUGAAGGACGUUCUCCACCAGAUCGUUCUAAAAUGACCAUGAGAGACUUGAUAUACUAUCUGCCAGAAAACAAUCCUAUGAAGUCUUCACUGGCAGAAGAAAAGAGAACAGAAAAAAAUUCUGCGCUGGGUCAAAUGAAAGAACAGGAAGAGAAAAGUUCCCCUGACCAUGAAGAGGAAGAUGAGGAGGAAGAAGCAGAGAAUGGGGAGGAGAGUCAGGACGGUCCACUUCUAGUUCCUCGUGUGAAAGUAGCAGAAUUCGAUGUCAGCCCUUAUUUAUAA
This is a messenger RNA of Aptenodytes forsteri (emperor penguin), 1149 nucleotides long. RefSeq names its product transcription factor TFIIIB component B'' homolog. The coding region runs from base 1 to 1149 and encodes 382 amino acids. Lineage: Eukaryota; Metazoa; Chordata; Aves; Sphenisciformes; Spheniscidae. Gene Ontology annotation, biological process: RNA polymerase III preinitiation complex assembly. The record is from RefSeq and is a predicted model, not a curated record. Gene Ontology annotation, molecular function: TFIIIC-class transcription factor complex binding. The transcript is spliced from 7 exons. Gene Ontology annotation, cellular component: transcription factor TFIIIB complex.